AUGAGUCCGCUGAACGGUCUCGCUCGUUCUCUUCCCCGGCCGCUUAGGGCUGCUUCCAGGAGGCCACUCCCGGCUCGCUGCGUCCUCUCCCCGCUCAGCCAUUCCCGGCACUCAUUACGAUCAUCCUCGAAUGCCUCCGCUCCGUCCCUCCGCGACUCCUCCAACCCCGCUCUAUCCUUCCCCUGCCUCGACGCUCAGGACGCGAAGUCCGCCCUCCUCUCCGCCAGAUCGCUCCGCUCCGGUCCCGAGCCGUCGUACACUACCGGCCACCAUGAACAGUUCCGUUGCAAGGACCCCUUACUGCUCGACUGGGGCGGCCUGCUUCCAGAGUUCGAUGUCGCCUACGAGACAUGGGGACAGUUGAAUGCGAAUAAGGACAAUGUCAUCUUGCUGCACACAGGUCUAUCCGCUUCCAGUCAUGCGCACAGUACCGAGUCGAAUUCGAAGCCCGGGUGGUGGGAGAAGUUCAUAGGCCCCGGCAAACCUGUGGACACGGACAAAUAUUUCGUCGUCUGCACCAACGUUCUUGGUGGGUGCUACGGCAGCACAGGCCCGUCAACACUCGACCCUUCGGACGGGGAGAGGUACGCUACCCGGUUCCCGAUUCUCACAAUCGAAGACAUGGUGCGAGCGCAAUUCCGCCUAUUAGAUCAUCUUGGGGUUCAGAAGUUGUACGCAUCAGUCGGCUCCAGCAUGGGCGGUAUGCAAAGUCUAGCAGCCGGUGUCCUCUUCCCGGACCGCGUCGGCAAGAUCGUGACCAUCAGCGGAUGUGCCAGGAGCCAUCCCUACAGUAUCGCGAUGCGACAUACCCAGCGGCAGGUGCUGAUGAUGGACCCAAACUGGGCCCGCGGUUUCUACUACGACUCGAUUCCGCCCCAUUCAGGCAUGAAGCUGGCUCGGGAAAUCGCAACUGUCACCUACCGCAGUGGUCCUGAAUGGGAAAAGCGGUUCGGACGCAAACGCGCCGACCCGAGCAAACAACCCGCACUCUGCCCCGACUUCUUGAUUGAAACAUACCUCGACCACGCCGGCGAGAAGUUCUGCCUCGAGUACGACCCCAACAGUCUGCUCUACAUCUCCAAGGCGAUGGAUCUGUUUGAUCUUGGUUUGUCCCAGCAACUCGCCACAAAGAAACAAAGGGCAGAGUAUCGAGCGAAGAUCAGCAGCGGAGCGAGCAACGUCAACGAAGCCGCAUGCAGCCUCACCCUUCCCGACCAACCCUACGAAGAGCAGCCCGCUGCAUCGACGUCGGCGGCAGAGCAGUCUGCCGCAGGGCCGGAGCUCGAGUCUCCACCCAAAGACCUAGUCGCCGGACUCGCACCUCUGAAAGACCACCAAGUGUUGGUGAUCGGAGUGGCGAGCGAUAUCCUCUUCCCCGCCUGGCAGCAACGCGAGGUCGCGGAAACCCUCGUCCAAGCAGGGAACAAGAACGUGAAACACCUUGAACUGGGAGAAGACAUGUCUCUCUUCGGGCACGAUACAUUCCUGCUUGAUCUAAAGCACAUCGGAGGCGCAGUACAGAAGUUCCUAGAUUAG
Aspergillus puulaauensis is the source of this 1536-nucleotide messenger RNA. Its product is annotated as homoserine O-acetyltransferase family protein. Gene Ontology annotation, molecular function: L-serine O-acetyltransferase activity; homoserine O-acetyltransferase activity. Gene Ontology annotation, biological process: L-homoserine metabolic process. NCBI's taxonomy places the organism in Eukaryota, Fungi, Ascomycota, Eurotiomycetes, Eurotiales, Aspergillaceae. The transcript has a single exon. The record is from RefSeq and is a predicted model, not a curated record. Bases 1 to 1536 code for a protein of 511 amino acids.